Molecule: messenger RNA, 1538 nt
Organism: Musa acuminata subsp. malaccensis (wild Malaysian banana)
Lineage: Eukaryota; Viridiplantae; Streptophyta; Magnoliopsida; Zingiberales; Musaceae
Product: auxin-responsive protein IAA6
Biological process (GO): regulation of DNA-templated transcription
Cellular component (GO): nucleus
Molecular function (GO): protein binding
Source: RefSeq, a predicted model, not a curated record
GACAGAGAAAAAGGAAGGAUGAGAAGAGGAGUGUAGGUGAAAAAAGAAGCCUUUUUCAUUAUUUACUGAGUGGUUUUUGGCCUAAUUCUCCCUCCAAGAUUUGGUUUUGAGGAUUUGGCUUCCUCAGUGGCUGGAGCGAGCAGAGCUUUCCUUCCUCCGCCUUCCUCUGAUCCUACUUCUCGUCCCGGAACUCGAGUGCAGGUGAUAAUGUUUCCGAAGAGGCGACUGCUUUUGUCCAUAAAAAAAAAAUUUCAUCUUUGACGCUUUCUCCCAACUUGAGCGUUGAAACAGGAAGCUGCUGGUCGUUCAUCCUCGACUUUUGAACUUGCCAUGGAAGAAGAUCUCGAGAACAGAGGAGGUGCAUGUCCUCAGCUGCUCGAUCUGAUUCCAAAUGAGAGCGACUGGAUGAUGGCGCCAGAGGCAUCAGGAGGAGGAAGAGGAGUCGGCGGCUUAGAUGACUCGGAAGACAAAAAGUUGGAGCUGAAGCUUGGGCUCCCUGGAGUAGGAGGAGGAGAAGAAGAGGCUGCUGCUGUUCUCUGUCUUGAUUUCUUCUCCAAGGCUUCAAAGACCACCACCACCACCACCUGUACUGGAGCCAGAAGACGGCUCUUCGAAUCUGCAGAGUCCAAAUCAGAAGGUCCUCAGCAAGAGCAGCAGGCUGGGUUCCUCCAGUUGCAGAGCAGAGCAGAGUCUGGGAAUGAAUGGCCACACAAGGCAGUUUGGGCUGGUGGGAAGGCUGAUCUGCAGCAAAGCCAUGCUGCUCCCGGAGGUGCAGCUGGACCCAACACCAGCUCCCAGACAAGAGCUGCACCUGCUCCUGUUGUUGGUUGGCCUCCUAUCCGCUCCUUCAGAAAGAACCUGUCAAGUAGUUCGGUCAAGCCAUCAGUUGGGUUGGAGAAUGACAAUGCAGAGAUGAAGCAGAAGUUCGAUAACAACAAGAAAGGCUUGCUCGUAAAGAUCAACAUGGAUGGUAUCCCCAUCGGAAGAAAAGUAGACCUGAAGGCCUAUGACAAUUAUGAGAAGCUCUCUUUAGCUGUCAAAGAGCUCUUCCUUGGCCUUCUUGCUGCUCAAAGGGACACCCCUGAAAAUGAGAAUGAAGCAGCCAAACAAGCAUUCGUAGGCUUGUUAGAUGGUUCCGGUGAAUACACUUUGGUUUAUGAAGACAAUGAAGGUGACAAAAUGUUCGUCGGGGAUGUUCCAUGGGACAUGUUUGUUUCAACGGUUAAAAGGUUGAGGGUGCUGAAAAGUUCUGAUCUCGCUGCAUUACGUUUAGGAGCAGUCAGCAGGAAAAGAACAGCAACUGAAAGUUGAGUAGAAUGAGAAACACAAAGUUUGGGUUAUGCAUCCAUCUUUCCUCAUCUUUGGAUGUUAUUGGCUAAUGCAACUGGACUAAUUCCUAACUAUUUUGGGGGUUGUUGAACUCAUAUUCCUGAUAAACCAUGUAUCGGUGCAAUCGAAUGUUAAUCCAGUGUACAUACUCCCAUAAUCACUCAUUUAUCUGAGUUUGAAUUGCAUGAUAACACCAAGGAUUUUUGGAA